Molecule: messenger RNA, 1797 nt
Organism: Topomyia yanbarensis
Lineage: Eukaryota; Metazoa; Arthropoda; Insecta; Diptera; Culicidae
Gene: blow
Exons: 2
Coding region: 1-1782 (593 amino acids)
Source: RefSeq, a predicted model, not a curated record
AUGACCACGACAGCGACUCUGAUCGAAUGGAUGGAACUGUUGAAUGACAUGCUUCAGUUCCUGGAUGCAACAGCCACAUCUGCACAGCACCUUGCAGGCCUCGGAAAGGCAAUAAACGGGAACCAACAGCAGCUGCAGCAUCAUCAUCACCCACAAUGCGGCGAUGAUUUUAAGUGUGAAGAGGAGCAUUGCGACUGGCGUCUUCAAUGUGAAAACCGGCUGCCCCCGGAGACCACCGAAUACGGUCAACGGGAGACUGCUGAGUAUAUGAAUAUUGUCAAUAAAAUAGACGAAUCUCGCUAUAUGUUGAUACACAAAUGUAAAUCGUUUCUGGGGAUGCUGGAAAAGCGACUGCCACGUAAACAGCUAGCUACAGGAGACUACGGUGGAAAAGGAGAGGAAGACGAAAACUCAUAUCUGGAGAUGGGUGGUGUGGGAAAUAAAAAUGGCACUAAUUUUGUUUUGCCAACAGAUAGGAUUGACGCGAGUUGUGAAAAUUCCGUUGAAAGUGGCAUCGAAGGUGAUGUCGUCUUCGAAGAAGACGAUAUAUCCGCCUCCGUCAUCGUCGAUGGUGGUAAAAACGAGGAAGAGCUGAGUAUAGAGGAAAAUUGUUAUGAUUUUACAACCGAUAGCUGUUUGUACGAUGAUUGCUCCGAGCUGAAAUUGAGUAAUCUGGUGAGUUUGGUCUCCGUGGAGGAUGACAUCAGUAAAUGUCCCUUUAGUGGUUUACCGGCAACACAUUUACGUCUCAAGCAAUCGCCGAAAUAUGGAACUCUUUUCAGACUGGAAAAGCGAUUAUUUUUUGAUCAAUCAAAAAAAUUCUACGUUGGUCUUCUGGAUAAAUGGCUUCUAUUGUACAACAAUUGUAACGAACUAAAGCCAGCCCAAUGUGUUCAAGUGAAAGACAUCAAGCUAGAUCUAAGUCUGAACGAUCAAAUCAACGAAAAAAAUCAAUUCAACAUUAUCACACAAAACGACGGGAAACUUUGCUUCCUAACGCCAAGUUUCAAAGAACUCAACGAAUGGGUGGUUGCCAUUCAGCAAAACUUGCUUGCCAAAGGUGAAAAUGCGUCAGGUAACAGUCCUCGUAAAUUACCUCUUCCACCUACGCCAGAUAUUGCCGCCGAUGAGCCAGACAAUGGAACCGAUUCAAAGGAUCACGAAGACGGCAUCUACGAGGAACCCCAGCAGCUGCUGUGCAAACAGCACCCAACUACCAAGGACCAACACAAUUAUGACACACCGAAGGCAGCCACCGAAGUGGGGCACAACCUGAGCCAACAGAACACGAAAGUCAGUCCUAGUAAAAUAAUUAAUGUCGUUCCGAUUUCACCGGGCAGGCCAAACAAAUGUGAGCCAAUUUGCCAGUCACCGGUGCCAACUGUUGCUAGCAUUUCCAGCAGCCAAUCCACAUCAGCAGCAACGACAACUCCGGUCAAAAGUUGGUUGUUUAAUCGGUUCAAUAAAUCUCCCGACUCCGGUGCCGGUGUCGACCAGAAACAUGUAAGGAAGCCACCGCACAAGAAACACUCCUUUCACCACCAGCAGGACGCUGCUGGUCUAGUUGGGAUGAAGCCAACCCCGGCAAUUGGCUGUACGGAUGGGAUUGCAAAACCGCCCAUUUCGAUCAAAUCGCCAUCGGUAACAGUUCCAUCGGCAUCGCACAAGGGAAGCAAAAUAAAUAUGAUAAUUAGCCAGUUGGAAGCGAACGGGCAAUUGAGUCUGCUGUCGAAAAGUUGGAACGAACAGGGAAAACGAAACACUUGGUGUGCGGAGGAAUAGCUCUCUUUUGUUAGU